AUGAACGCCACCAUCAAACUCUCUCUGGCUACUGUUUCAUACGCUACUGUUAUACUUAUUGGAGCUCUUUUAUUGGGCAAGUCAUUGAAUCAUCAAGGACCGUGGGAACACUCUGGAAGCGCUGUAUUGAUCAAGAGACAAGUCUCACCACCUCCCAUCAUCCCGCAACAACCUAUCGCUUAUCCAUCACCUGAUGAAACUCUGUUCAUUACCGACGACUUCUUGACUGAUGAGAUUGUCACGUCAUCAAUGGCAUAUGUUCAAUCGGUGGUCCCAGCUGCCCUAUUGAGUGUCACGCCUUCAAGUUAUGUUCUGGAAUCAAAUGUCACCUAUACCGCGGAUCCAGCUGCCAAUUGUUACUGGGCUGGCACCUUGUGCACACGAAACACAUCAGGGGACUGGGGUCUUCCUGAUGUCGUGUACUGCCCUCAGAACUAUCAAUGGGGACUCACUUAUGACGAUGCUCCAAGUGAAAAUAUCGUUAAUGGUGUUCAUAGUAAUGACACAAUUGCUCUCAUGGAUCAAUUGGACGCCAUGAAUAUCAAGACUACAUUUUUCGUCACUGGUUCACAAUCAUCGACUUCUCCUGCCAGUUUGGUUGCCAUCGCAAACCGCAGUCAUCACGUUGCUCAUCACACUUGGUCUCAUCACCCGCUUACAAGUUUGACAAAUGAGCAAGUUGUAGCUGAAAUGAUGUACACUGCUGCAAUAAUCUACAACGUAACGGGUAUCAGUGUUCGUUACUUUCGUCCUCCUUAUGGUGAUAUUGAUGAUCGUGUUCGUGCCAUCGUCAAUGCUCUUGGUUUCCGAGUCAUCAUGUGGGACACCAUAUAUGAUGCUACUGAUGCUGAUGUCGUUGCGUCCCCUGAAAGCUUUGCAAUAGUUGAAUCCAUUAUUGCUUCAUGGUUUAACAGUGUGCCAGGCUUUAUUGCACUUCAACACACCAUCGAUACCUUCACAUCAGGCACUUCAAUUGCUUCUCUCGUGAAAAUUCAAUCACUUGGUGGCAUAUUGAAUCAAAUGAUGCCAGUUCCCCAGUGUCUUGGAGACACUCAAUGGUACAAGAAUGCAAAUGUAACCACUAUAUACAAUUCCUGCACAAUCCCAGGAGGGUGCAAUGGUGCAACUGCUUCUGCUCCAGUGACUGCUUCCGCUCCCAGUGCAACCGCAAGCUCCUGA
Synchytrium microbalum is the source of this 1179-nucleotide messenger RNA. RefSeq lists its product as uncharacterized. Gene Ontology annotation, cellular component: membrane. Bases 1 to 1179 code for a protein of 392 amino acids. The transcript has 8 exons. NCBI's taxonomy places the organism in Eukaryota, Fungi, Chytridiomycota, Chytridiomycetes, Synchytriales, Synchytriaceae. Gene Ontology annotation, biological process: carbohydrate metabolic process. The record is from RefSeq and is a predicted model, not a curated record. Gene Ontology annotation, molecular function: chitin deacetylase activity.